AUGGAGCAAUCACCAAUCAAUUGGGGCCGUCCAAGAGACGACAUUUACGGCCACUACUCGGAUGCCAUCUCGCAGGCCCCCAACACUCACUCGCUGCCCAAGAAACACACACAGCAGCCCACAGUUACCGGUUCUUCUGUGAUUGGAAUCAAGUUCGAUAAAGGCGUGAUUGUGGCUGCUGACACCCUGGCCUCCUACGGUUCGCUGGCUCGGUUCGACAACAUGGAUCGAUUGACCCAGGUCGGCGAUUCCACCAUUGUUGGCAUUGGAGGCGACGUUUCAGACAUGCAGUACGUCCAGAGACUGCUGGAGGAGCUAGAGAUCGAGGAGAACUACGACAACAGCGGCGACCAGUCGCUGCACUCGGAAAACAUCUUCAACUACUUGUCCAAGGUCUACUACAACCGAAGAUCAAAGAUGGAUCCUCUGUGGAACGCCGUCCUUGUGGGCGGUGUUGACAGCAAGGACGAGCCCUUUCUGAGCCACGUCGACCUGCUCGGCGUCACCUUCAGCUCUCCCGCUCUGGCAACGGGCUUUGGUGCCUACUUGGCCCUGCCUCUGCUGCGACAGCUGGUGCCUUACCCCGACUCAUACAAGAACGUGACGGAGGCUGACGCUCGAGCCAUGGUGGAGAAGUGCAUGAAGGUUCUCUUUUACCGAGAUGCCCGGUCCAUCGACAAGUACGACGUGGCCACUAUAACCAAGGGCAAUGUCAAGAUCGAGAAGGAUAUCAAAUGCAAGGAUCAGAACUGGCGGUUUGCUGAGGACAUCAGAGGAUACGGUCGAACCACCUCUUAG
Messenger RNA from Yarrowia lipolytica CLIB122, 798 nucleotides. RefSeq lists its product as uncharacterized. Lineage: Eukaryota; Fungi; Ascomycota; Dipodascomycetes; Dipodascales. Gene Ontology annotation, cellular component: proteasome core complex. The record is from RefSeq and is a predicted model, not a curated record.